AGCUUCACAGGAAGAUCUUGUAAGAUCUUUUUUUUCUAUCCAUUCUAUCGAUGUUAUCAUCCGUACUCCGGACACACCCACAAGCACAUAUCUAUAUCUACCUAGGUAGGUAUCUGUAGUACCAAAGCUACGUGAUUCAUAGAUACCGGUGGUCCAUGAUCAAUUCCUUGUUUUUCAUCGGAUUUUAUAGUUCACUCCAUGGAAAUCUAGCUUUUCCUGUCUUAAGACUUUGUCGUUCACAGCAUGGCUCCCCUGGCGCCUAUCUUCAAGAAAGCAUACCUUACUCUUUUUCUUGGAAUUUCGUUUUAUGCUUUAGCAUUGCUUGCCUUGACAAAUCCAUGGCUGCAAAGACAUGUGAUGUACGUGCACAAGUUACAUCUGCCACAGGCCUGGGCAACAGACAUAGAUAAGCCAGAAAAGUUUGGCUUCGCUAAGAAUCAGGUGACGCCAUUCAAUUUCAGUACUGUGGAUGGGGAGACUAUCUACGCGUGGCAUGUAAUGCCCCUUGGCCUUUAUGCUAAGCAUGAAUCGGAGAUAUUGAAGCAACCGUCGGGGUUCGUGAAUGAUAUAAGUCACAGGAAGGGAUUCGAACUAUUGAGAGAUGACCCAAACGCUCGGCUUAUUAUCAAUUUUCACGGGACAUUUGGAAACGUGGCUCAGGGAGAACGAACAGCUUCAUAUCGGGCGAUACCUGACGGAAGCACCUCAGAUAUUCACAUUUUAGCCAUUGAUUAUCGUGGAUUUGGCCGCUCAACUGGUUUCCCUACCGAGGAAGGACUCAUCUUAGAUGGUAUCUCGGCAGUCGAGUGGGCUAUGAACAGUGCCAAAAUUCCGUCAUCUCGAAUUGUGAUUCUAGGUCAGAGUUUAGGAACAGCAGUUGCUUGUGGCGUCAUAGAACAUUUUGCCGUGCAAAAAAUCGAAUUUGCAGGUGUUGUACUUGUCGCCGGGUUUACAGAUAUUUCAAACUUACUGACCAGCUACUCCAUCGCCGGCUGGAUACCAGUGCUGUCGCCGUUGCGUCCAUACCCUGCGCUGCAGAAGCUCUUCAUCAGCUAUGUGAACGACAAAUGGCCCUCCACCUCACGCCUUACGAAUUUUGUGAAAAUCAGUAAGCGGGUGCGAUUAUUUAUUAUUCAUGCUUUAGAUGAUUACGAGAUUCCAUGGUAUCAUUCACAAGGAUUGUUUGCUGCUGCUGCAAAUGGUACUAUGGAAAGUGGGAUAGCCAUGGACUUGUUGGAGAAGAUGAAAGCGCGGAAUACCGUUGAUAUGGGUGAUGGUGCUUUCAUUUCGACUUGGAAGACUGGAAGUGAUAAGAUCAUUCGACAAGAAAUAGUCGCACAUGGAGCUCAUAGUACGGUUCUCACCUAUGCGCCUCUAUCCUUAGCAGUUUUUAAAGCAUUUGGUCUCGACAACGGAGGGGUAAUACCAUGAUGAGAAAGCCGUUAGUGAUAAAGGUACGAACAAUGUACCACUCUAGUGCCAUUCGAGUGCCAUUUGUGUAUAUAAAUUUGCUGUAUAUAUAAGUUCCCAGGUAUAAAAUAGAAGGAGUCAGGAGGACAAAUAAAUGUUUUUCAUUUUGAGAACAU
Molecule: messenger RNA, 1586 nt
Organism: Botrytis deweyae
Lineage: Eukaryota; Fungi; Ascomycota; Leotiomycetes; Helotiales; Sclerotiniaceae
Exons: 8
Coding region: 244-1431 (395 amino acids)
Source: RefSeq, a predicted model, not a curated record